AUGCUCUUCUCGUUCACAGGUGGAAGCAUGUCCCAGGCUGGGGGGACCUCCAGUUUCAGUAUUGGCUCCAUGGGGAGUUCGGCCCAGCCCAGGACACUUGCUGGGUUGGCCUUCACUCCAGCCACACCGGCAGCCACUGGAGCAGGAACCACACAGCCAGCUGCUCCCGCACCCAGUGCUGUCACCACCAGUGCUGGACCCACACUCUUUGCUUCGCUAGCUACUGCUCCAACCUCAUCUGCUGCCACCGGGCUCUCCCUUGGUGCCCCAGCAACCACAGCUGGAACAUCUGGGCCUGGAAUGCUGGGCUUCAGCCUAAAGGUUCCUCUAGCAGCUUCUACCGCGUCCACAGCUACAUCCACCGUCACCACCACCACCAGCACCAGCAGCUUCUCCUUGAAUCUAAAACCCCUGGCAUCAGCCGGGAUCCCCAGCAAUGCGCCCACUGCCAUAACUGCUCUGUCUGGCCCCAGUGCAGCCACUGGGGUGUCCACCAGUCCCGUGAUGACCUAUGCCCAGCUGGAGAGUCUGAUCAACAAGUGGAGCCUGGACCUGGAGGGCCAGGAGCGGCAUUUCCUGCAGCAGGCCACCCAGGUCAACGCCUGGGACCGCACGCUGAUCGAGAACGGGGAGAAGAUCACCACCCUUCACCGCGAGGUGGAGAAGGUGAAGCUGGACCAGAAGAGGCUGGACCAAGAGCUGGACUUCAUCCUGUCGACCUAUGCCCAGCUGGAGAGUCUGAUCAACAAGUGGAGCCUGGACCUGGAGGACCAGGAGCGGCACUUCCUGCAGCAGGCGAGGAGCGCGAGAAGACCUACAAAGCUGGCCGAGAACAUCGACGCACAGCUGAAGCGCAUGGCCCAGGACCUCAAGGACAUCAUCAAGCACCUGAACACGUCCGGGAGCCCCGCCGACACCAGCGACCCGCUACAGCAGAUCUGCAAGAUCCUUAACGCACACACGGACUCCCUGCAGUGGAUCGACACCUCCCUGCAGAGGAAGGUGGAGGAGGUGACCAAGGUGUGCAAGGGGCGGCGCAAGCAGCAGGAGCGCAGCUUCCGGAUCACGUUCCACCCGGGCCACAGCGCCGCGGGUUCCCAGUGUGUUCAGUGGGGGAGUGUGCGGUUACUGUUUGCUAGCUUUUGUUUGCAAUGA
Messenger RNA from Myotis lucifugus (little brown bat), 1155 nucleotides. RefSeq names its product nuclear pore glycoprotein p62-like. Gene Ontology annotation, biological process: protein import into nucleus; RNA export from nucleus. Gene Ontology annotation, cellular component: nuclear pore central transport channel; nuclear pore. Lineage: Eukaryota; Metazoa; Chordata; Mammalia; Chiroptera; Vespertilionidae. Gene Ontology annotation, molecular function: structural constituent of nuclear pore; phospholipid binding. The record is from RefSeq and is a predicted model, not a curated record.